UCUAUUUAUAUAUCCAAAUAUUUUCUUUACAAUGUAUUAAAAAGCAGAUAGUGGGCUUAGUGGCUGGAGGAAUUCAUAGCAGAUAGUAGCUGCUAUAGCAGGUGUUAUGCAUCCAAAGUAGGCUACUAAAAUACAUCAAUAUUUUUUCUUUUUAGGCAGUAAAAAUUAAUACUUUAAAUUAACAUUGUGCAGCAAAAUGAUAAAAUCAAAAAAACUAUAUAACAUCAUCCGCCUAACAUCAUGAUAUCAUGUCAACAUCCAUAAAAGUAAAGGUCCAUAGUUUAAUGAGAAAUAUCAUCAUCCACGAAAUGUAAUAACAUCAUUCAUAAGAUAUAAUUGUCCACAAUCACAUAACAUCAACCAUAAAAUAAAGGUGUCUAAAAGCAUACGGCAUCAAUAAUAGAAGGAUGAUGUCCACAAUAAUAUAAUAUAAUUCACUUCUCUCUCUCUCCUCUUCUCUCUCAUGCUCCAUUCAAUUUGGGCACAAAAUAACUAGACUGAUCCAUGCCUUAACCAUGUUUGACCAGGCCAAUUGGAAACCAAUCCAACCUGCUAUGGAAUGCAUCACCUACUUUGGGAACUUGCAUUGUAGCAGCCACUAUAGCUGGUUUUUGCCCAAUAAAUUGGCUUCAUAUCCAAGCACCAUAUAGUGCCAUUGUGAUGCAGCAUAUCAUUUUUGGUCUGGAACUGCUAUAGAGGUUUCGAUGGACAAUUUUUAAAACUAUGGUUCUUUGUCAUUGCUGUCAUUUUUUCAAAAAAUCUCUAUGUCAUUCUUCUGUCCCUUCAGUGUUCUACAUAAGUUUAAUAUCGUGUUAAUUAAUACAACUUUCUACAUCUCUUUACCAAAGCAUUGGUUUUAGUGUGAUUUCCUUCCAUUUCUGCGAUAUCGUCUUAGAUCUUUAGUGACAACUUUUUCAGAAGUUAGGAGAUUGAUGAUUCUGUUCAUGUCAUAUCAGAUCCAUCUAUCAAAGUCACUUUGCUAUGGUUACCGUUAUGUGGGAUCUUUUUAUUCAGGUUAAACUUGUUAAACUUCUGCAUUAAGGGGUUUAAUUGGGCUUAAGAAUUUUCUUUUCUGAAUAGUGUUUGAAAUGCAGUGCAUGAUGCCUACAUAUGCAGAUCUAGUCCCUUGAUUGCGCUGCAUUGUGUAUAUGCGGUUAUUAUGUGAUCAUAUCGGUUAUGGGAUGAAAGUUAGUCCGCUUAGCAAUGUGCAUCUAUAUAUGUCGCUCAAGUAACUUUAUACAACUGCAUAUGUGGCCCACUUGGCAUUGCGUGGGCCAAGUAUAUGCCCACUUGUAUAUGGGCAUGUGGAGAUGGAGCAUGUUCAAACUGAUACUUAGGCUGAAUAUAGGUUUCAAUUAUAUUGUAAUUGAUAGGAGAAAUAUUGGACACCUCUAUCUCGGACCAGAUCAACCUCGACUACCUUGGUACAAAUCGAGGUAGGCAACUUCGGCCCCAAUCGAGGAGCCAACCGACCGAGAUGAAUAACUUUACCUCUGACCAAAGAGCCAAUCGACACGUGCCGACAAGGACUGAUAGUCCUUGCAACCGGCUGUUGUGAUAACAACUGGCUGUAAUGGCAGCUCUGCAUUCGAUGUACGAUCAGUACUGUAUGUCGCCCACACCGAAGCCAUACUACUAGCCGCUGCCUGGGGAUUGGUGCACAUCAUGCCAACCUAGGUAAUAACAAAAUUGACUCCUCUAUAUAAAGGGGUGAUUCGGGGGACCUCGGGUGCGUAAUGCGAUAUCAUGCAAUAUUAUUCACAGAGAAUUACAGCCUGUUGAAAUCUCUCUCUUCCAUAUUGUUGUCUCUCUAUUCUGACUUAGGCAUCGGAAGGUCUUCCGCCGGAAACUCUCCAACAAGCAAACAUUUUGCAGGCCAAUCUGGAGGAGACCAGCCUCUCCAAAUGUCGGCCAGCCGGUUUAGCUCGGUUCCCACUGACCUCAAGCAACAUGCCCAUGUUCCGAAAUUUGGCAAUUGGGAAAGUGAUGAAAAUGCCCCUUACACUAAAUAUUUCGACAAUGCACGUAAGGGUAAAGCUGGAGGGAAAUUAAUCAAUCCCAAUGAUCCUCAAGAAAACCCAGAUGCAUUUUCUAAAGAUAUUCCACUAGUUCAGGCCCCACCAUUUAGGAUUGGAUCUGAUCCUGAAGCUCCGAAGCCCAAGGAUGAGCGACGCGCAAGCAGAGAAGAUGAUUAUCGUCAACUUACUGACUCUCCUUUAUAUCAUGAUGCCCUACCUCGGAAAUCCACCACAGACUCACCUCAUCACCGUUAUGGGGAUCGACCUAUUUCAGGUGAUCCGCAAAAGAGGGCAGGCAGAACAAGUGGUGGAUCAGACCACAUCCACAACAUUGAACAUUCUCCCCUUCACCCCCAUUAUCAGGUGAAAGCUGUGAACAGAGGUGGAGCGUCUUCUCCUUCCUGGGAAAGAAAGGGUUCAUCAGAAGGUAGCCACGGGCAUACUUCCAACUCUGCAGGAAGAUCCAGAUUAAAGGCUGGUGGUCGAGGCGAUGAAACACCUGAAAAAGGAUCGGCUGUACCCAAGUUUGGUGAGUGGGACGAAAAUAAUCCUUCCUCAGCUGAUGGUUUCACCCACAUAUUCAACAAAGUAAGGGAAGAAAAGCAGACUGGAUCAGCAAAAGUUCCCGUUAUUUCCAAUGAUAUAAUAUAUCCCAACGGUCACAAUCAAGGUGGUAGUCACCAGUCAUCAAGCUGUUCGUGCUUUGGCUGGUGCGGAAAAUAAUUGGUGUUCAUGAAAAAUUUUAUGAUGCUCUGGACCUGUAAAUACCUCCAAAGAAGGUUAUUUUAUGUGAUGGAUCUCUCUGAAAAUGUGUUCUUCUCUCUUCAUAUAUGCCUUGAUGAUAAUAAUUAUGCUUAUAUUUAUAAGCAAGCACACUUUAAUCCUCAUUUCUUGUAUUUAUUACCUCUUGUUUGUGACAUAAAGAAUGCUGGAUAUACAAAGAAUGAUGCAUAUUCUUUUAGUAUGUUUUUAUAUCCACUACCCUAAGGAUUUCAAGUGUAUCCCACAUUAUAUUUUCUGUGUUACUUAUUUUAAUGCAUGAUGAUUCUGGUUGUA
This is a messenger RNA of Phoenix dactylifera (date palm), 3074 nucleotides long. The record is from RefSeq and is a predicted model, not a curated record. Lineage: Eukaryota; Viridiplantae; Streptophyta; Magnoliopsida; Arecales; Arecaceae.